Molecule: messenger RNA, 516 nt
Organism: Lactuca virosa
Lineage: Eukaryota; Viridiplantae; Streptophyta; Magnoliopsida; Asterales; Asteraceae
Source: the annotation of a GenBank genome assembly
AUGGGAUUACUGGAAUUAUCAACGAACGAAAAUGAAUAUCUUUCAUGGCUGAUACUUGAUGCACUCAAAGAGGAAACCCGGAAUAUCAAAGGUGUCGUAUUGGAGAAUAAUAAAUUUUGUGUUACGGUACAUUUUAGACAUGUUUCUAAUAAGGAUUUUUCGAUGCUAGAAGAACUUGUCACAUCUGUGGUAGACAACUUCAAAGAGUUCCGACUAUCAAAUGGCAAAAAGGUUUUUGAGAUUCGACCUGAUAUCGAGUGGGAUAAAGGACAUGCAUUAGAGUAUUUACUUGAAACACUUAGAUAUGGAAGUUCAAAUGAUGUUUUUCCUAUCUAUAUCGGCGAUGAUGGUACAGAUGAAGAUGCAUUUAAGGCUAUAAAGAAUAGAGGAAAAGGGUAUUCAAUUGUUGUUUCAUCAACCGAAAAGGAUACCAUGGCUUUCUAUUCUCUUCGGAAUCCUUGUGAUGUCAAGAAAUUUCUAUCAUGCCUUGUGAGCUGGAAGAAGGGAUCCAAUUAA